This is a messenger RNA of Hansenula ciferrii, 2094 nucleotides long. RefSeq names its product Uga3p (gene UGA3). The transcript has a single exon. Gene Ontology annotation, cellular component: nucleus. NCBI's taxonomy places the organism in Eukaryota, Fungi, Ascomycota, Saccharomycetes, Phaffomycetales, Wickerhamomycetaceae. Gene Ontology annotation, biological process: positive regulation of transcription by RNA polymerase II. Bases 1 to 2094 code for a protein of 697 amino acids. The record is from RefSeq and is a predicted model, not a curated record. Gene Ontology annotation, molecular function: zinc ion binding; transcription cis-regulatory region binding; DNA-binding transcription factor activity, RNA polymerase II-specific.
AUGUUGGUAACGUUUGAAGCUAAACAGACCAAACAAAGAUCAUUGAACAACAAUAAUGUCAAUGACAAGGUACAGUCCACGGAAGAUGAGACUUAUGAGAUACAAAAUAUCGACAAGAACAAUCCUCCAGAUAUAAAAUCGUUCAAUAUCACCAGAAAGAAGCAUAAAGGUGGUUGUAUAACGUGUAAAAUACGGAAAAAGAGAUGUUCUGAAGAAAGACCAUUAUGUGCUGAUUGUUCAAGGCUAGGAAAGAAUUGUGUUUGGGCUACUGAAGAUAUGUCUGUUGAUAAAAUACGAGAAUUGAAAAGACAAGUUGAAGAAAGUGAAAGAAGUUCAAAGAGAAAACGAUCUGUUAGUUCGAAUCAACCAGAUCUAUCUGCAUUAAAGAGAAGGAAUUCUUCAAAUCAAAAGCAAAAUAGUGGUGAUUCAAAUAAAAUUGUGAAUACUAGUGCUCAACCAACUCCUAUAAGUCCAAGUGGAUUCAUUGAAGGUGAUAUUCCAAGUUUAGAUGGUGAAAUGACUGUUAGAACUCCAAAAGAUCAAUCUCAUCAAUUUCCAUGGGAAUUCUCACCAGUUUCAAACGAUCAUUUGUUUGAGUUUAAUAAUUUUUUUGAAAGUAAUUUAAGAAGUAAUUCAAAUAAAAUAUCAGAUCACAGGAUUACAGACCUAUCGUCACAAAAUUCAUCAACAAAUACAUUAGAGAGAAUAUCAUCAUUUGAAAACUUGUUAUCAAGUCAUAAUUUAUCAACUCAUUUAUCACCACCAUCUCCAGAUCCACAAUUUUAUGAUUUUUCAAACUUAAAUAUUCCAAGGCAACCUUUCCCAAUACAUUUACAAUUAGAUAAUAUGGGUUCAAAACUUUAUGAUUAUUAUCAACAUCAAUUAGCUCGCAUAAUUUCCAUUGUACCACCAGAAUCUAAUUAUUAUCUCAAAGUUUUCUUACCAAUGGCUGCACAAAAUAAAGGUAUAUUGUAUGCCAUCCUUGCUUGGUCAGGAUAUCAUCUUGGUGGUGAUUAUGAAUCUGAAGGCCAAAAAUAUAUGUCUAAAGCUUUAGAUUAUAUUAAAGAUACACCAGCAAGAACAGAGACUGAAUUGGUUCAAAGACUUGCAAAUUUAUUGAUCAUGUGUGGUGCAGAGAUUUGUAAAGGUGAUGUUAGAAAAUGGCCAGUUUAUUUGGAUUGGGCUUCAAAAGUUAUUAAACAAUGUGGUGGAUUAUCAAAAUUGAAAAAAGAUAAAGAACAACAUUGGUUAAUGACAAAUUUUGCAUAUCAUGAUAUUCUGGCAAGUUCUACAAGUGAAAGAGGUACUUAUUUUAGUGUUGAGGAUUAUAAUGAUAAUGUUGUUAAAUUUGGAUUUGGUAUUAAUCCAUUACAGGGUCUUAUUAAACCUUUAUUCAAUAUGAUUGGUGAGAUUUCUACAUUAGCUAUUGAAGUAAAACGUUCAUUAACUUGUGUUCCAUUAUCAAAUGAUGAUCAUGAUUCAAAUAAGAUUGUUUAUAAUGUUAGUGACGAAAUUUUAGAUCAAAUUCCAUUAGAUCAAGUUCCUGGUGUUGAUUCACCAGAUUUUGAACCAACUUCAAAUGGUACAAAGAUGAAUAAAUAUACUGUUUUAUCUAGAAUAAUGGAAAAGGCUAAAACUCUUGAAGAUAAAAUAACAAAUGCCAAACCCGAUUCAAAUGAUUUAGGUUCUUUUUCACCAGAAGAAUUAGAAUUACAAUUUACAUUAUUUGAACUAUUUCAAUUAACUGCAAAACUUCAUCUAAGACAAUCAAUCUUACAAGUUAAUCCAUCUUCAUUAGAAUCACAACAUAUGCUUUGUGGUAUUUUACGUGGAUUAGAUAUAGUUUUGAAAUCUCCUGUUGAAAGUUCAUUAUGUUUCCCAUUAUUUAUUGCAGGGAUGCAUUGUAUAACUAGGAAAGAUCGUAAAAAAAUGUUGGAAAGAUUUGCAGAUAUUGGACAACGUUAUGCUUUUAAGAAUUUAGAAAGGGCAAAAGCAGUUAUGGAACAAGUCUGGAUUGUUGAUCCAUUAGGAAGUAGAUGUGUUGAUUGGUAUGAUAUUGUUAAAAAAUUAGGAUGGGAUUUAAAUUUCGCUUAA